Molecule: messenger RNA, 843 nt
Organism: Fibroporia radiculosa
Lineage: Eukaryota; Fungi; Basidiomycota; Agaricomycetes; Polyporales; Fibroporiaceae
Exons: 5
Coding region: 1-843 (280 amino acids)
Biological process (GO): mycotoxin biosynthetic process
Source: RefSeq, a predicted model, not a curated record
AUGUUUCUCCCGCAUGCAAAGUACAUACGCAUCACCCAAAGCGACCCGCACGACUCUGCCGAAAAGCUCAUCGUCCAACCUGCGGACGUGGACAACAAUGAUCUCUGCAAGUGCGGGUGCCAUUGUUCCACAUCUCGGUGCAGCUCCUGGCUUUGGCUUGCGAUCACCGCCGCGUUCUCCAUUGUGGCUCUCGCAGCUAUCCUCAAACUCACCCGUCACCCAUCUGAUGCACAAUGUGCGAAACGCCUCUCCACAUAUUCACCCGCCCUCGAAGCAGUAGCUUACCAUUCAGUGGAUUUCAAUGGCUCCUUCCGCUUCCCAUCUGAAUACCGUGGUGCACCGAGCCCUGCAAUCGAUGCUGCAUGGGAUUACAUCACCAUGAGACCGGGAGUACUCCGUAUUGCUCCGGAAGACCUGGACAAACUUGGAAAGCCUGUGACCCCGUCUCUUGUACGCUUCCAGGACGCCGACGGUGGCGGCUACAUGGGCUCUGUUAAGUUUACCCACCAGCUCCACUGUCUUAACACGCUGCGCAUGUACAGCUACCGCGAGUACUAUGACGGCCGCGUUCCCAUGUUUGAUGCCCGCCCGGAGACCGUCCGCACACAUGUCGACCACUGCAUCGAGAUGCUGCGCCAGACGCUCAUGUGCCACGCAGACACCGGCUUGCUCACGUACGACUGGGUCGUGGGGCACAGCACGCAAUACCCCGACUUCAACACGCGACAUGUCUGUCGUGACUUUCCGCGUCUCCUCCGUUGGGUGUACGACCACCAGGCACACAUACCCGAGAGACGUGUCAUGCGUCUCGAGGAUAAUGUGGACUUGGAAGGGGAGCCUUAG